UAUUUCUGACUUGGAAGCCGACGAAGGAUCAUGAUGAUGUCCCGCCUGACCGCUACCCCGCGCCGCGUCGUGAUGCAGACCCGCGGCUUCCGCAAGGGCAACCCCAUCAAGUUCACCGAGAACCACCAGAACCAUGGCGUCUCGGCGGUCGUCUAUGCUGACAACUCGACGGCCAUGAUCAAGGCUGGCAAGGUCGCUGGCGCGGGUAUCCUUGCCUUGAUCCCUUUUGCCUUGGCUCUCAGCCCGUCGGCGCUCAACACGCCGGUCGACUAUGCGCUCGGCGUCUUGAUCCCGAUCCAUGCGCACGUCAGCAUGAACGCGGUCCUCUCGGACUACAUCCCCAAGGUGCACCAGCUCCCGUUCCGCCUCUCGGCGCUCGCGGGCUCGGCGGCCUUCUUCCUCGGCCUCAUGGUCGUCAACGUCAACGGCGUCGGCAUCACGGAGUCGGUCAAGACCAUCUGGCGCGAAGCCCCGAAGAAGGAGUCGCACUAAGCAGGACCCUUGACACCUAUUAAAUGUAGAACGAGUGCCAAUGCCUUUUCUACGUGCAUUAAUCUGCUUCCUCGUCCA
Molecule: messenger RNA, 570 nt
Organism: Saprolegnia parasitica CBS 223.65
Lineage: Eukaryota; Oomycota; Saprolegniomycetes; Saprolegniales; Saprolegniaceae
Exons: 3
Coding region: 31-492 (153 amino acids)
Biological process (GO): mitochondrial electron transport, succinate to ubiquinone; tricarboxylic acid cycle
Cellular component (GO): membrane; mitochondrial envelope
Molecular function (GO): ubiquinone binding; heme binding
Source: RefSeq, a predicted model, not a curated record